Molecule: messenger RNA, 5333 nt
Organism: Aquila chrysaetos chrysaetos
Lineage: Eukaryota; Metazoa; Chordata; Aves; Accipitriformes; Accipitridae
Gene: P4HA1
Product: prolyl 4-hydroxylase subunit alpha 1
Exons: 15
Coding region: 175-1785 (536 amino acids)
Biological process (GO): peptidyl-proline hydroxylation to 4-hydroxy-L-proline
Cellular component (GO): endoplasmic reticulum
Molecular function (GO): protein binding; L-ascorbic acid binding; procollagen-proline 4-dioxygenase activity
Source: RefSeq, a predicted model, not a curated record
CGCCUAUAAAAGCCUCCGCGGGGCCCGCCGCGCGCGCGGUCGGUUACGCCACUGGGCAGCUCGCGGCUGGCCGUUACUGGCGCCGUCCGCUCCGCGCCCCGUCCCGUCCUGUCAGCCGCCGCCCCCCCCCCCCCCCUUCUCUCAGGUACGUGGUGAGGUGACAGCUAUUGAACUAUGGCAUUCAACAAGAUUUGGUAUACCGUAGCCCUUGGCCUUCUGCUGCCUUUUUCUUACGCCCAUACGGACUUCUUCACUUCCAUUGGUCAUAUGACAGACUUAAUUAAUACCGAAAAAGAUCUGGUGGUGUCACUGAAAGAUUACAUCAAGGCAGAAGAAAGCAAGCUGGAACAGAUCAAAAAAUGGGCAGAGAAAUUGGAUCAGCUGACAGAUACUGCUACAAAAGACCCAGAGGGGUUUUUGGGACAUCCUGUAAAUGCAUUCAAGUUGAUGAAACGGCUUAACACAGAGUGGGGUGAGCUGGAGAGCCUGGUUCUGAAGGACAUGUCAGAUGGCUUUAUCUCCAACAUGACUAUCCAGCGGCAGUUUUUCCCAAAUGACGAAGAUCAGACUGGUGCAGCAAAAGCCCUCUUGCGGCUUCAAGACACGUAUAAUUUGGACACAGACACCCUCUCAAGAGGGAAUCUUCCAGGUGUGAAGCACAAAUCCUUUUUAACAGCUGAAGAUUGCUUUGAGCUGGGAAAGAUUGCCUACACUGAAGCUGACUACUACCACACCGAGCUCUGGAUGGAACAAGCUCUGAAACAGUUGGAUGAGGGAGAAGUGUCUUCUGCAGAUAAAGUCUACAUUCUGGACUACCUGAGUUACGCCGUGUAUCAGCAGGGGGAUCUGGGCAAAGCCAUGAUGCUCACCAAACGCCUUCUGGAACUGGAUCCUGAACAUCAAAGAGCAAAUGGGAACAUGAAAUAUUUUGAAUACAUCAUGGCUAAAGAAAAAGAAGCAAAUAAGUCCAGUACAGAUUCAGAAGACCAGAUGGAGAAGGAGACUGAGGUUAAGAAAAAGGAUUACCUGCCCGAGAGAAGGAAGUACGAAAUGCUGUGCCGUGGGGAGGGUCUCAAAAUGACUCCUCGGAGACAAAAAAGACUCUUCUGCCGCUACUAUGAUGGAAACAGGAAUCCUAGAUACAUUCUGGGCCCUGUCAAACAGGAAGAUGAGUGGGACAAACCGCGAAUUGUUCGCUUCCUUGACAUCAUCUCUGAUGAAGAGAUCGAAACUGUGAAAGAACUAGCAAAGCCGAGGCUGAGGCGAGCCACCAUUUCAAACCCCAUAACAGGAGCCUUGGAGACGGCACAUUACAGAAUUAGCAAAAGUGCUUGGUUGUCUGGCUAUGAAAGCCCUGUGGUAUCUCGCAUUAACACAAGGAUACAGGACCUAACAGGACUUGAUGUCUCCACAGCAGAGGAACUACAGGUGGCAAAUUAUGGAGUGGGAGGACAGUAUGAACCCCACUUUGACUUUGCACGGAAAGAUGAGCCAGAUGCUUUUAAGGAAUUGGGAACAGGCAACAGAAUUGCUACUUGGUUGUUUUAUAUGAGCGAUGUGUCAGCAGGGGGAGCUACCGUCUUUCCUGAAGUAGGAGCUAGUGUUUGGCCUAAAAAGGGAACAGCUGUAUUCUGGUACAAUCUUUUUCCAAGCGGAGAAGGAGAUUACAGCACGCGGCAUGCGGCCUGCCCAGUACUAGUUGGAAACAAAUGGGUAUCCAAUAAAUGGCUUCAUGAGCGGGGACAGGAAUUCCGAAGGCCGUGCGCUUUAUCAGAGUUGGAAUGAUGCAGACUCAUCCUUUGUCUCUUCUGUAUUCAGUUUGUGUAAAAUGCACACAUCUCCUACAGUUUACAAUUGACUAACACUCCACUACAGGUUCAAUCUUCAGCUACACCGGUGUUUCAUCUGUGGACAAAACAAACAUGCUUUUAGUUCCCUUAAAACAUCCCCUUAAGGUUUUACGAACAGAGUAUAUUAAGGUCUAUGAGUGUUACAGAAAAAAAAAAAUGGACAAAAUACAGAUCAGGGCCACAGCUAACAGUGGUGUUGUGUGUGGUGUUCCCUUCACCAUCGCCCCUCUGAUCAGCAUGGAAAGCCAGUGAUUGUUCGCUUAGAGUCCUCCUUGCAACUGCCAGUUGGCUAAGGGUGGGAUGAUUUAACAGGAGGGCUCCCUUCUAAGGAAGGCUCAAUUAAACUGGUUCCUAUUCCUCAACUUCCAGACAUUCGACUCCUUGCUUUCCCAGAGUGCCUGACCACUACUCUUGAGAACUCUGGGCAUGGUUUGUGUUUCUCUGGGGAACAGGUUGUUAUCAUGUUUUAGCCUGCUUCUCCACUUCCGCAAAAGCCCCAAUUUUUAAACUGUCUUCCUUCUCAGCCUCUGUGGGGAAUUUGGCUCUUAACCUUGAAAAUGUGAGCCAGCAGUUACAUACGCGUAGAUGAGAUGCUUCAGCAGUGUUGCGUCAAACACACACCUGCAUCAGAGCAGCCUGACAACAGUUGCAGCUUGUCUUCCCUCCAUUUUUUUCCUUUAAUGUUUGUCCAUGUGAACAAAGGCUGCUUUUACCCUGUCUUAGUAGUCAACUCUUAGAUCUGUUCCUUGGGCAGUGGGGAUGGGAACGUUACCAUCCUCAUUAAUCAAAAUAAUUGUGCCUUAGGACAGUGGAAUUUCAAAUUGGUUAUGAGACUUCAGGUGAUGAGGUAAUACAGAGUCCUCACAGAACGCUCUCCACCCUCGUCCUCCCAGUUCUCAAGGUGGUGUGAGAAAUAGAUGGCCUAUUUAUAAUCCUAAAUCUUUUUUAGAUGUGUUUUAUUUUCCAAAUGUUUUUUCUUUCUGCCACGAACGCUGCAUGCAGGCCGCAGCAGCGACAGGCCCUUAGUCACGGGGCGACGGUUAGCACAGGAUGCCAGAGAAGGUGCCUGCUCUGGAUGGUUUGGUGUUGCUCACCUUGCAGAGGCCGCCUCCACUGCAGCGACGCGCCUCCCGCCGCCUCCCCUCUCCUUUAGCUGUCGCUGGCACUCGUGAGAGCCUCCAGAGGCUCUGGUGCUGCUCACUUCAGGGCUGCUCUUCCCACGAGCCAGGGCUGGAGCUGUUCCAAUUCAUGCCACUCCCACAGAAAAAGCGUCCCCAAAGUCAGCGGUGCCCACACUGGACUCGGGGACUUUCAGGGACAUUUUCAGGGACCUUUUUCAGGGACCUUAGUUUGUGACGAGUCAUCCAUACACACAGAUGAAGUUGAGACUGGGGCUGCUGUAGCUGUUGAACUUUUGCUCUGCUUGUCAGAUUCCUGCGGGAAGAGUAACAACUGCCAUCCCCACUGCCCCCCAGCACAGGAAGAGCUAAACAGGGUGGGGAGAGGCUGCAGGGUGGGUUUGCUUUCCUAAGCCAUUUCUCUUCAGGAGCAGGAUUUUUAGCAAAAUGUCUAAAUACUCCACUAGCAUGAGGAUAAGAAUCAAAGUGAGCUGCACCAGACUCUACCUAAACAGUCUGAUUUUCUGGACAAUGACAGUUUUACUGAUUUGGGGGUCAAGCCUGAAGUCUUUACCAAGGGAAAAAUUCCAAUUCUAGUUAAUUGGAUUUUCUGCCUCAAUAACAUCUUGAAAAUUGAGCCAAAACGUAGAUGACACCAACUGUUAACGUGUUAGAAAUACCUCUGGAAUACUGAGAAUGCAGUUUAAGGUACUAUAGUUUGAGAAACUGCAUACUUUCAGAAGACACUUUAAAACCUUUGCUGGAAAAUGCAUUGUUAAAUUUCUACUGAGCCUGUUAGCAAUGGGACCUACGUAACUGUUUAUCCUCCAGCCCUGCACCUUCUUGCAUUUUGCCUGUGCUUUUGGCAGAUGUGAAACCAAGUCCAUCCAGCACUUAAGAAAACAAAUAAAAAGAAAAACCAGAAGUAGUUCCACGUCACGUCUGUACUGCUCAUUUAUUCAAAAUAGCUGGUACACUAGAGCAGUAUCUGAUACAGAGUCACCAAAGAAAUGGGUUAUCGGAGCAUAUUUUUGAUCACUAAAUUGUAAUCAUUAAAAAAAACCCCACCCAUAACAUUUCUACUUACCUGCGUUUUUUCACAUGGUGUCAUUCAUCUCCAUUCCUAACCAUGGUUUCCUCUUUCACAUCUGUUUUACUUUCUUAAGCUCCAAAAAAAGGCAACCAUGGCUGCAGGUAAGUCCUGCCGCUUUCCUGCAAGUAAAAAAAUACAACGAACAAUGUGGUGUUAGGAGCCGUACCUUUGGGGCACUAAUUUUCUCUCGGUAGCUCUGAGGCAUCUAUAAAUGCUGCCUAGUUACCAAGCUCAAAAAGAAAUCAAUGUAUUGCCACCAUGAACAUGUUUAGAAAACAGCAUCUGGUUUUGCUUUUACAGAAAAGCUGGGGUUUUUUCUGAAGUGAGCAGAGGAGUUACUUGACACAUUAAAACGAUUAAAAGCUAAAAACUGUAGAAUUUAUGUCAGGUAAAAGAGAAAUACUGAAUAAAAAGUGUCAGUGACUGCUUUAGGUACUGCUGUAGUGGAAGAAAACACAAUGGUCUCUUAGAUGUUGCAUGAAGAAAGGAAGGGUUGAGGCUAUGAGAAAUCACUGUUUUGUUACAUUAAGCAAUGGGGUUGGUUUGGUUUUCUGGAUCUCUGUUCAGCCAACACCAAAAGAUGAAUGACGAGCUUGAGAGAAGUUGUGGAAUGUCUGAGGAAUUUGCUAAACAGUUACCUCCCUCGCCUCAACUACCAUUGAGUACUUCCAGUGUUAAACAGCAUUUUAAGAACAGUCUCUGAAGAGGCAUUACUUGGGGAGUAAAAAUGGUUUAGUGCAUGACUUUUUAAAGCAGUGAACUACUCAAUGACUUGCAGUUCUUCGGGGAAGAAAAAUAGUUUGUCUUUUGACAGUGGAAAAUUUCACUUGGUUUAAAAAAAAAAAACCAACGACAACCCUCAAAACUAAAACUCAAGUCUGCUGAGGCACAUCAGACCAAAACGUUCCAGAUUAUUAGAAGAGAAUGGGUAAGCUUAUUUUUUUAAACUGCAGACAAUCCGUAUUUCCUCUUUCUCCACUGCAGUAGCAUUCACGCACCUAACAGUAAAUGUGUAAGGGAUUACACGCAGGUGGUGCUGCUGCUUUCUGCCUUACCCCUUCAUUUCUCAAAAGGGCUUUUGGAUCAAGAGCGUGGCUCCUGUGUCAAUCUAGUUUUAUAUUAAAGGUGAUUGAAAACUGUUUGGCUCACAGUGACUGACAAUUGAGAAACUGCCUUACUGUUAAAUUUUUUGUAAUAAAAUUUUUAAUGUAAAAAAAAAUGGGCUUAAAAUAAAAGCCACUGCCAUUAGCAGUGAAAAAUCCUCCACAUCAA